This is a messenger RNA of Solanum lycopersicum (tomato), 1642 nucleotides long. The record is from RefSeq and is a predicted model, not a curated record. Lineage: Eukaryota; Viridiplantae; Streptophyta; Magnoliopsida; Solanales; Solanaceae.
AGAGUUCCUAGAUUUAAAACUACGCCCUAAUACUAGCUAUAUAAACACCAUUAUAGGUGUUGAAAGAAACACUCUAGAUCUCCCAGUGAAUGGCUAGCGAGCUAGGGUUAGAGAGUUCCUCUGCAUAUAUACAUAUAUAAUUGAGGAUAUUUAGGUUGUGAACCAGGGAUCCAUUCUCCAUCUGAGGAUUCCUAGAUUGGUAAUUGAGUCAUGGCUGCCGAUCGUCUUCUGAAAAUAGAAAAUUUGAUAUUUGUUCUCCAUAUGAGGAUUCCUAGAUUGGUAAUCGAGUCAUGGUUAUCGCAGACGGUCAGCUUCUGAAAAGAGAAAAUUUGAAAACCAUGGCGGGAGGAGACCAACUCAGCAAUUUGCCCAAUUCAAUCCUACUUCACAUCCUAUCUAUGUUGCCAAACAAUAAAGAAGUUGUGAGAACCAGCGUAUUAUCUGAACGAUGGAGGUUUCUUUGGAAAUCGGUUCCAAUAUCUCUCAAUUUCAAGUUUCCGGCUAGUGACAAUGAAAUUGACACUCUUGAUUAUCUAGUUUCUAUCCACAGAGAACUUUAUUAUUGGAGGUCUUACGAGAAAAUUCAAAAACUCAACGUGCAGGACCUUAAGUAUGUGCAGCGUUUUUCUAAAGAUGUCGAUUUGUGGGUACAUUUUGCAACUAAACUUGCUAAUGUUGAAAAUUUUGGACUUGAAUUUAAUACAGAUAACCAAAGGUAUGAGUUUCCUCAAUUUGCAUAUAAAAAUGCAUCGUUGAAGAGUUUGUUUUUAGUUCACUUCCAAUUGAACCCUUUUGGCAAUGUUAACUGGAGUAGUCUCGUUUCUCUUUCAAUGUAUAACAUGGAAUUCAUAGAUGGUGUAAUGGAGAAGGUAUUAUCUGAAGUGUACUUAGAAUUGGAUGAGUUUUCGGGCAUACAUCGUUUGGAAAUAAGCUCUGUGAAGUUGAGAGAAUUGAUUAUGCGUGUGUAUUAAAAUGAGAUCCAUGAUCUAGGGCUCAAAUUAAUAGCCCCCUACAUUAAAAUAUUGGAAAUCAUGGGGUGGUGCAGCGAGAUACGCAUCAUAAAUGUGGCAUCACUUGUUACUGCAAUGCUUUGUUUAGAUUUUGAUUUUGAUUUUGAUUUGGGGAAAGAACAGUACUUGGAGAAGGAAUGUAGUCUUUUUAAGGAGCUUUUUCACAGUGUUGCCCAUGUCGAAAAUCUUACAUUGGGAUCCUGGUGCGUCGAGGUAUAUUCAUACGUUUCAUUGUGUUAAAUUCAGAUUCUUUUUAGGGACUCUUUACUUACUAUAGGAUCAUAUUUCCUUGUUUUAACAUAUUUUGGUUUGUCUAUUUCCGUUGUAAGUGCUUGUCCAUCUUGGAGUUGAAAGGGUGGGAGUUUCCACCAUCAAGCCGGAAAUUCUUAAAACUUGAUGUAGAAUUUAAUCAGUUAGACUUUCCUGGAAUUUGCUGCUUUCUACAGAGCUCACUGGAUCUUGAGACAUUGGUCAUUCAUUGGUACGAUGUUGAAUUGGGAGUAAGUUUCUUUUAGACCUUUAUGCUUUUUAAACAACUAUUCAUCAUUAAUAUUUCAAUAAUAGGUACUUGUAUUGAAAAGUCAUCAUCUUUUUAUUUUGUCCUUGCUUAAUAUAGUGGAUUCUUUCCUACA